GAGUUGGUUAUGACGUGGUCAAGACUGCAAAUGAAACCUACUGAAGAGAAAGUAAAGGUUGUUCAGCUGGACGAGAAACAGAGUCUCCACUGACGAGUCACUGACCUUUGCAGGACUUGGACAACAUCCUCUCACAGCCACACUCCUAAUUCAGCAUGUCAGUGCAGUUCUCUGGCUGGGAGGUGGUCGAUGAUGGUGCUUCUUUUCCUGGUGUGGAGCUGGGGCCAUCACAGACACCUCAGCACCGGGGGGUUUACACCAUGUACCAUGGGACCAGCAUUGCCAGUGCACGACUCAUCAUUGCCAAUGGGUUUAAACCGUCAUCACAUGGUAUGCUGGGAAAGGGUGUGUACGUCAGUCGGGACAGGAAAAAGGCAUCUAAUUAUCCAUUGAAUAGUAACGAUUCAGACCGUGUGGUCUUUGAGUUACGUGUGCGUGUUGGCCGUGUCAAGCGUAUUGACAAAGACAACCAUCCUAUGCAGUACACCUGGAACACGCAGGGCUACAGCACUGCCUGGGUCCCCCCCAAUUGUGGCAUGAUGUCUGUACCUAGCGGCCUAGAGGAGGACUGUGUGUUUGACCCCAAAAGAGUGAAGGUCGUGGGCAUUGUAAAGGCACCAAACACCACCAUAGAGAAGGAGCUUAAACAGCUUCUAGCAAAAAGAUCUGGAAGAGGUGGUGGGCGUACUGUCAAAGUGUGUUCACUGUGUAAGAGGAAGACCCAGCAGGGCUCUGCACACAUCAAGCAACAGUGCUGGGGGUGUGGGAAAAACAUCUGCAUUCUCAUGGCCAAGCAUUUCUGUCCAGCUAAACCCUCUCAGGGCAAAGGGAAGAAGAUGGCUUACAUGGUCAGCUACAUAGAGGACAUGCAACAGAUGCUGAUGUCGCUACAGUUCUUUGGCUGGGAGGCGACCUAUGAUGAUGACUCUCGUGUGGAGCUGAGGGCCUCUCAGGAGCCCAAGGACCAGGCCGUUUACACCAUGUACCAUGGCACCAGCGUUGCCAAUGCACGACUCAUCAUUGCCAAUGGCUUUCAGCAAUCUUCAGGUGGCAUGCUGGGAAAAGGCGUCUAUGUCAGUCGUGAUAAGAAAAAGGCCAAACGUUAUCCAUUGAAGAUGAACCCUUCAGUCCGUGUGGUCCUUGAGUUACGUGUGCGUGUUGGCCGUGUCAAGCGUAUCGACACAGACAACCAUCCUAUGCAGUACACCUGGAGCACGCAGGGCUACAACACUGCCUGGGUCCCCCCCAAUUGUGGCAUGAAAGCUGUGCCCAGUGGUCUAGAGGAGGACUGUGUGUUCGACCCCAAAAGAGUGAAGGUCGUGGGCAUUGCAAAAGCACCAGAAAAUGUACUGGCAGAGCUUCAGCAGAGUGUAGCUAACAGUCUUACAAACCAAAGUGGAGGAGACUGGGAUGCAGCAUCACAUGGUGGUGCUGCGGAUGUGUGUUCCCUGUGCAAGAGAAAGACCCUGCAUGGCUCUCAACACAUAAAGCAAUCCUGCUGGGGCUGUGGGCAAAACAUCUGCACACUAAUGACCAAGCAUGUCUGUUCAGUUAGGGUCUGAGAGGGUGUAAGGCCCUGAAAAACAGUUAGGUUGUGAAACAGAUGGGAUGAGGAUUGUAAUAGAAAAAUCAUAUUUUGCACUUUGUAUGGUCUGACUUUGUAUAACCUUGGACAUGAAUCAUUGAUAAUCCUUAUUUGGUAUUAUGAAUCUGUUCUCACAUGUAAACUACUUAUCUGGUGUUCAUGAAUAUCACCCAGGGGAUAAAUAAAGUAU
Seriola dumerili (greater amberjack) is the source of this 1775-nucleotide messenger RNA. RefSeq lists its product as uncharacterized. Bases 156 to 1562 code for a protein of 468 amino acids. The transcript is spliced from 4 exons. Gene Ontology annotation, molecular function: NAD+ poly-ADP-ribosyltransferase activity. Lineage: Eukaryota; Metazoa; Chordata; Actinopteri; Carangiformes; Carangidae. The record is from RefSeq and is a predicted model, not a curated record. Gene Ontology annotation, cellular component: cytoplasm.